Molecule: messenger RNA, 546 nt
Organism: Nelumbo nucifera (sacred lotus)
Lineage: Eukaryota; Viridiplantae; Streptophyta; Magnoliopsida; Proteales; Nelumbonaceae
Source: RefSeq, a predicted model, not a curated record
AUGAUAUCCUCGUUUAUACGUCAUGGGUUGAUCACCUCCAACAAUUUGCGCUCAGUAUUCUCUCUUCUUCACCAGCAUCAAUUUUACGCAAAGUUCUCUAAGUGCUCUUUUGGCCAUCCUGAAAUUGAAUAUUUUGGGCACUUUCUCUCAACUAAUGGUGUUAAAGCUGACCCCCGGAAAAUUCACGCCAUGCUUUCAUGGCCACAACCUUCGUCUGUCACAACUCUUCGUGGAUUCUUGGGACUCACCGGAUAUUACCACAAGUUUGUUCAUGGCUAUGCUUCCAUCAUUGCUCCUUUGACUGACCUCUUAAAACACAAUCAAUUCCAUUGGCACCCUGUAGCAACGGAGGCAUUCCUUGCUCUCAAAACUGCUAUGGCAGCAAUCCCGGUACUAGCACUUCCGGACUUCACCAUUCCUUUCACAGUUGAGACAGACACAUCCAUAGUGGCCAUUGGAGCAGUCCUCUCCCAGGCCCAUCAUCCCAUCGCUUUCUACAGUGAGCGACUAGGCCCUCGACUCCAAUCUGCCUCCACUUAUGCCUGA